This is a messenger RNA of Chironomus riparius, 1116 nucleotides long. The record is from the annotation of a GenBank genome assembly. NCBI's taxonomy places the organism in Eukaryota, Metazoa, Arthropoda, Insecta, Diptera, Chironomidae.
GAGAAACUUCUUUUAAAAAUGGAAAAAAUAAUUUUUAUCAUAUUAAUUUUAAUUAUUCUUGCUGAUUGUAAGACACUGACUGCACGAACAGCAAUAGAACCUAUUGCUGAUCCAAUUGUGGUAGAUGAUGUUGCAUUUUUUAAAAUCGGAACUUACAGAGGAUUCACAGAUGAAGGUUCAGAAUAUCAAAAAUCCUACUUUUUAUCAAGAUAUAGCACUGCCUUUUGGGCUGAAUCAAAAGCUAUUUGUAAAGCUUUUGAUCUAGAACUGGCAUCAAUGGAGACGCUAGCUGAAGCUCGUGCAUUAUUUACAAUGUGUGAAAAUCACAGUUUCUUAAGAACAUUAGGUUCUACUUGGAUUUGGGUAGAUGCUAUAGCUUUAACAGGAAAAUCGACAUCUGAUUGGUAUUGGACCAAGUCUGGAAAGAAAAUUUCAUAUCCUAUUCCUUGGUAUCCUGGAGGUCCAGAUACGGCAGAUCAGUUCUGCAUGGUAAUUGGAAAAGUUAACAUCAAUGCAAAGUUUGCAUUCAAUGAUGUCACAAACUAUCCUGCAUUUAUAAAACUUGGAACUUUUAGAGGAUUGACAGACAAUGGUUCAGAAUAUCAAAAAUCAUAUUACUUUCCAAUACAUUUUAGAACAAAUUGGGGAAUCGCAAAAUCACUUUGCUCAUCAUUUGGUUUAGAACUAGCGACAAUGGAAACACGUGCAGAAGCUGAUUCAUUUCUUGAUAUUGUAGAAUUUCAUCAAACCAUUCGAUCGCUUGGACUCAUUUGGAUUCUUAUUGACGGAAUUACUUCUGUGCCGAGAUCAACUACAGAAUGGUUUUGGAAAAAAUCUGGAAAUAAAAUCUCGUUUAUGCUUCCAUGGAAUCCUGGUCAACCAGAUUUUUAUAACAAUCGUGAACUUUGUCUUACUGUUGGUAAAGGAAAUCCUAGUCAUAGAUUUGGAUUCAAUGAUUGGCCUUGUUGGGAUACAGCAACACCAUUUAUAUGUCAAAAAAUUGAUUUUGUUAUGCAUUAAAUUGAGUUUGACUUAUAAAAUUUAAUCUUUUUCAUAAAUUUAUACUUUUAACAAAACUUUAACAUGCUUUAUACUGAAUACUAGUCACAACGACGC